GGUAAUCUUCUAUGUUACUUUACUGUUCUAUGUUUCUGUUUCUUUAGCCUAAUGGAGGUUGGAUGUUAUAGACAGAAAUGUUCCAGAUGACAUGGACUGAGAACAAUCAAUCUGCUGCCUCCUUAAGGGAUGGACGUGGAAUUUAAUUUUAGGUCAAAGCGAGGCCCAUUGAACAAAAGGAUAUGAUAAAUCUUAGUUUACAUGUGUGAUUGAUGGAUGCAGACCAUGUCUCUAGGAGGCCAGAAUAUAAAGGAGUCAUAUCAGGCCACUGCUCGGUAAAGGAUAGGGAAAAGGUUUUGUCAAAGUUUUACGUGGCAUAGGUGUUAAUUGUUGAUUGUGUUGGAGGGUGGUUGACGGAGGGAGCAGUUCUGUGUUUGGAAUUUUGGGAAGAGUUAAAGGUGGAGUAGCUAUUUGAGGGAGGAAGGGAGUAAUAUUUAUUGAUUAAAGUUGGGAUGCAUGACAGGAAGAGUGAGUGACAGGCAGAGACAGACUGAAAGAAAGGAAAAGACACAUCUUUGAUAUGUGUGAAUCUGGGGUCUUACUCAAAAGGCAAAUCUCCUCAAUGUUUCUUUUUAUAGUUUAAUGAACAAUAGGCACAGUCAGUUGUGAGCACUAAGGCUGAUGGUAAUCCCUGUGACCCUGCAGGCUCUGUGCCUCUGAGGUUGGAGGCCAGCAAGGCUAACUGUGAGGUGUUGUGAUUGGCUGUUCGACUAUGUUCUGGGCCAGCUGUUUGUUUUAAGAGCUCUGCAUUGUGCUGAACCAGGCAAGUUCUUUCUGCUGAUGGAUCUCUCCGCUGACCUGUUCCAUUGUUGGGCAAGGCCCUUCUAUUGGCUGACCAUGGACUCCGUCAACGACAGUCAAGCUGUGACGUCUAGGAAGGUGCACAAAAGCUGGGCAAUGUGUGGGCAGUGAGAGGACAGCACGAGGACCUUGGCUCUCUGACUGCUGGAUCCAGCAGACCUGGCUGACCACUCGAUGUAGGUGAUGGGACUGAAACCCUCCUAACAGCUGAUGCAAGUUGCUGUGAAUGGGCGUGUGGGCUCAGAGAGAAAGGAGUCCCUCAUAGGUCACUCCAAGGAAGUGAUUUUACCCCUCCCCACUGAAUGCCCCCAUUCAUUUUCUCAAAGAACUGCUUCGUAUAGAAUGGAAAGUAAUGCAGAACUAUCAGACAUUGCUCAGAUGCUGUGGGACAACGAUGUGAACAGACUUCAACCAGGGGUUGAUUACAAAAUUUCCCUUCAGGAGCAAACAGGACAAAGUUACACAGAUGUGAACAGCAAAAAAGCAUUUCCAUUAUUCCUUUUCGUGAAUGAGGAUGCUUUUAAGAAGAAAACAUUUUCAGCUUUCAUCUCCCUACUGGAUAAUUACGAGGCCGACACAGGCCAGCCUGAGAUAAUUACCGCAGAAGAGGAGAGUGAAAUCCACAGCUUUUUGGAUGCUCUAAUGGAGACCACAGUGCUACAGAUUGCUCACAAUUAUUUACUCAAGAAAGGGAGGGCGAAAGUCAACAAAGAAGAAUUCAAAUUGCAAUUAUAUGACAUGUGGUUCCGGCUAUAUUCCCGUGAAGGAUCCAACCAGCCCAACUCAUCUGGCUUUGAGCACGUGUUUGUGGGUGAAACCCGUGGUGGACGGAUGGUCAUUGGAUUCCACAACUGGAUACAGUUCUACCUCCAGGAGAAACUUGGCCAUGUGGACUACAAAGGAUACACUAUGCCAGACAACCAGGUCAAGCCGGAUGAGAAUAAACAGCUGAUCACACUGCAGUUCAGAUGGAAGAAGAAGGUGAAACUGCAGGGCAGCUGCUUCCUGGGGGUGAGCCCCGAGUUUGAAUUCGCCCUGUAUACCAUCAUCUUCCUCAUUUCGCCAGAUCGCCAGCUCAAGCUCAGGUUCAGUCAGUACGAGGUUAUUAUUGUGUGUCACAGCAACAAGCACAAGAACAUUGAGACCACCUACCCUGUCCUGCUACGGUAUCUAACCGUCAACUGAGUCAGGUUCAGGCACUUGCUCAGUCAGUGUGGUAGAGGCUAUCGCAGAGACUGUGAUGAUCGAUGGGUAUUUUCAAGGCAUGAGAGCAGAAGUGUGAGUGGUUUAUGCGUCUCCUUAGAUCUCCAGCAUUCAGUAAGACCCUCAGAAUUUUGCAUAACAGCAGAAUUGAGUGUUAUGGGGAAAAGUCUGGAAGGUGGAGCUGAGUCGAUGGCCAGAUCAGCCAUGGUGGGCAGACUUGACAGGGUAGAUGACUACUCCUGCUCUUACUUCUUAUGUUCUUAUCAUAGUUGAUCUGGUACUUGACCCACUUUCAUAUUAGAUCCUUUUAUUUUCUAAGGACUUGAUCAUCCAAAAAAAAAACUAGACAUGCAGUAAAUACUCAAUAACUGAGCAUCCACAGCCCUUUGUGAUGGAGCUUUCAAAUAACCCUCUGUACUGAAAUGUCUUUGUACCUUAGGUCAACAUUUCAUCCCAAGGCUAUGGUUCCUGGCUCUUGACUUCAUCUGAGGAAACAACCUCUUGGAUAAAUCUUGUAUCUCCCACUGAGAUUAUGUCUCAUUCUGUGAAGGUCAGUCUUAGCCAGCCUUUGU
Messenger RNA from Hypanus sabinus (Atlantic stingray), 2576 nucleotides. RefSeq names its product endonuclease, polyU-specific 2 (gene endou2). The record is from RefSeq and is a predicted model, not a curated record. Bases 1012 to 1986 code for a protein of 324 amino acids. The transcript is spliced from 7 exons. NCBI's taxonomy places the organism in Eukaryota, Metazoa, Chordata, Chondrichthyes, Myliobatiformes, Dasyatidae. Gene Ontology annotation, molecular function: RNA endonuclease activity.